GAUAUAUAACGGCAAACUACGAAAAUUAGCAACGGCAACAUGUUGCUGCCGUCGCUGCUGUUGCUGCUGCUGCUGCCGCUGCGGAGCUCUGCGCAACUGCUGAAUCAUCCGCCGCAAUUUGUGCCUGGCUCGGGAGAUAUGUCACGCUUUAGCCUAAGCGAGCAUACGCCAGUUGGCAGUCCAGUUUAUCAACUUAAAGGCAGCGAUCCAGAGGGUGGCCGACUUAAGUACAGCAUAAGUGGGCCAGUGUUUUCAGUGGAUCGCGAGACGGGCGUAGUGCGACUGCGUCAAGAGCUGGACAGAGAAACGCAAGACAGCAUCGAAGUGAUUAUAAGCAUAACCGACGAGGGUGUAUUUGGCAGCGAACCGAAUACAGUCUCGCAAAGACGUGAAAUACCCGUGCGGGAUUAUAAUGAUAAUCAGCCCACGUUCCAUGGACGUCCCUAUACCGCAAGCGUUAGCGAGAGUUUGCCUGUGGGCGCAGAGCUGGCCAUAGCUCCAGCCAUAAUUGUUACAGAUCGUGAUGAGGGCAUAAAUGCGGAGCUGCAGCUCAAGUGUGUGCCGGAAAAUGAUAUUUGCGACAUCUUUGGCAUACGCGCUGUUAAAUUAGCCGAUGGAAAUUACACUGCACGCGUGGCGCUCAAACAGCCGUUGGACUUUGAAAGUCGUCCGUCCUAUAUAAUGACCAUAGUUGCUUCAGAUAGCGCAUUGGAAAAUCGUCUAAGCUCGUUUGCUACGAUUUCUAUUAAUGUCGUCGAUGUGCAGGAUCAGCUGCCAGUGUUUACCAAUGCGCCUUAUUCGGCUACAGUGCCGGAGAAUACGCCACCUGGUGUUAGCAUUUUGAGUGUCAAAGCUAUUGAUGGUGAUGUGGGCAUACCACGUGAAAUCUUUUUGUCGCUCGAGGAUGAACCUUUCGGGCACUUUGAGUUGGUGCCGUUUGGCAAUGCGCUGGAGGGUCAAGCAACGCUGCAAACUACAAAUGUGCCGCUGGAUCGUGAGCAUCCGGAUAUAUUACAAAAUGGCGGCGUCUAUGUGUUUAGCAUACGCGCUACUGAGCUCAUAGAUGGCGCUAUGCCUGCUGAACAUGCCAUAACCAGAGUAACUAUAGUUGUUACCGAUGUGGAUGAUCAUAAGCCCACAUUUAAUGCGCCAGAAUUUAAUGUGAGCAUAGCAGAGAAUUUAGCUAAUGGCAUGCCGCUGCCUGGACUGGCUAUAUUCGUGGACGAUUUGGAUAUGGGCGAGCAUAGUCGCUAUGAGCUGCAGCUUAGAGAUGUGCGCAAUGCCGCUGGCGUGUUUGCUGUUGCACCACAGCAGGCGCAAGGACGCACGCCCGUUGUGAUCAAAGUGCUGAAUAGCUCCAGACUGGACUAUGAUGCACCCACGCAGCGUAGCUUUGAGUUUGAUUUAAUAGCUUCCACGCAAGGCGUGCAGCAGGCCAAGGCGCGUGUUUUGGUGCAUUUACUGGAUGCCAAUGACAAUGCGCCGCAGUUUACGCAGCAAACUUAUCGCUUUAGCGUGCCAGAGAAUUUAACGCUCAACAGUUUAAUAGGCUAUGUAAAUGCUACAGAUGCAGACUCUGGCGACUUUGGUCGUGUGCAGUAUAAACUCAAGGGCUUUGGUGCGCAUAGCUUCUUGGUAAAUGCGCAAACUGGCGGCAUUUACCUACAACAGUCGCUGGACUAUGAAAAGCAAAGCGCUUACAGCUUAACUAUGUUAGCUGUGGAUGGUGGUGGGCGCGAAACUACUGCCAAUCUGUAUAUAGAUGUUAUAGAUGUGAACGAUAAUGCGCCUAACUUUGAGCACGCCGAAUAUAGUCGCACUAUACGCGAAGGUGCAGCCAUAUUUGAGCCACAAUUCUUUGUGCGCGCACAUGAUGCAGAUGGUCCAACUCAGGGCAAUGGCAAAGUUAAGUAUGCCAUUGAAUCGGAGAACAGCAUAGCGGGCAAUGUUUUCCGCAUUGAGCCGCAUACGGGUGAGUUGACGCUGCAAAAGGCUGCGCGCUCUAUGGAUACAGAACGUGGUGAAUAUGAACUAAGCGUUUCAGCUACAGAUUUUGGCACUCCUGCUUUGUCCAACAGCACACGCGUUUUGGUGCGCGUUGGCAUUUCCGGCAAUCAGCGUCCCAUUUUCAAAGGACACUUUACAAACGUUGAAAAUCUGCCUGUUGUAGGUCCACCCAGUUAUCGUGUUUCAAUACCAGAGAAUGCUGCGCCAGGCUACAAUGUUACCACAGUCUCUGCACAUGAUCCUGAUGGCCUCGAUAGUUUGCUUAGAUAUCGCAUUGUGGGCGCUAAUGAUAAUUUCCUUAUCAAUGAGCUCUCCGGCUUGAUUACCGUUUCACCACAAGCGCACAUUGAUCGCGAUCUGAACAUGAACAGCUUUGAAAUUAUAGUAAAUGCUGUGGAUGCGGGCACGCCCAUACCCGAAACCGCCACCACCACAGUGUAUGUGAAUGUGAAGGACAUAAACGAUGAGAAACCCAAAUUCGAGCAGCAUAGCUAUGCAGCUUAUGUGUCCGAACGCACUGCCAUAGGCGAGAGCGUGCUGCGUGUGCGCGCCAUAGACAAGGAUUUGAACUCCAAACUGGAGUACAGCAUGCAGGGCGAGGUGCAGGCAACGACUAAAGCAGGCGUGAGCAUUGCCAAUCGCAGCAAUUAUCCAGUGCAGCAAGCGUUCCGCAUUGACAGCCAAAGCGGUGAAAUAUUUGUCAACAGCAGCUUGCGUCAUGAUGUGGCAGCUAUUAUAAUAUUUACGGUAAUGGUUAAAGAUUUGAAUGCUGAAGUGCAGCCAGAGCAGCAAAUCGAUACCACUGAAGUGACAAUCUAUGUGCAGUCGUUUAAGGAUAAAGAUCCAGUGUUUAAAAACGCAGGCUGGAGCAGUUCACAUCCAGUGUUGCAUAUUAGAGUCAAAGAGGAAAUGCCCAUAGACAGCGCGUUGUUUAUACUGCAAGCAGUGGAUCCGGUUACGGAGCAAGCUAUAAGCAGCUUUGAGCUUAUAGAACCUAAGCAGUCGGAGUACUUUUAUUUAGCUGCAGGCACAGGUGAGCUGUUGCUAAAGAAACGUUUGGACUAUGAGCAGCUAGCAGCAGCAGGCAGCGCUGAGUUUGAGCUGCAAGUGCGCGCCAAUAGCGCGGAUCGCACUCGCAGCAGCAUAAGCAGAGUUAACAUAACUGUGGAGAAUGUGAAUGACAACAGUCCAAGCUUUGAGCAGCGUGUAUACAAGGCAACUAUAAUAGAGAACAAAGGUUAUCCGGAGCGCGUGUUGCAGGUGCGUGCGCAUGACAAAGAUGCCGCGCUGAAUGCGCGUGAUGAGCGCUUGGGUUAUCAUAAGAUCAUUUACUCGCUGCAGGGCGAGCAUGCGCUGCUAUUCGAAAUCAACAAUACAACAGGUGAAAUUGUUGUGGCACGCAAUCAAAGCAUCGAUCGUGAGCGCACAGCGCACAUACAACUGCAAAUCAAAGCGGAGGAUUCGCCAGGCGCACCCACAGAAGCUAAGCAAAGCUUAGCUGAGCUGCACAUCGAUGUGCUGGAUGUGAACGACAAUGCGCCUGUGUUUAGUCAGAAAAGCUACAGCGCUGUUAUACCCGAAAAUGCGCGUGCCUUGGAGCAAGUGCUGCAGCUAGAAGCGAGCGAUGCGGAUGAGGGUCCUGGCGGUGAACUACGCUACGAUAUUGUUAACGAAGGCGAUGCCAACGGCUUGUUUCAAAUAAAUGCCGAGUCCGGACUGCUAAGCACACGUCGCAAUCUCACAGGCAAAGGACGUGCUGAGCCUUAUGUGUUAAUAGUGCGUGCGCAGGAUAAUGGCGGACAGCUGGCCAAGCAAUCAAGCUUAUCUACAGAUGUGGAGCUGCGCAUAUUCAUAGGCGAUGUGAGCGCUAAUGAUGGUGUGCCCUACUUUGUGGCGCCACGCGUGGGUCAGCGCGCGAAUGUUACAGAGAACGCUGCCAUAGGCGCGCCUGUGUUCCAAGUUAUAGCCAGCGAUCCAGAUGAUGAAAAUACGCCCUCGGGCACGUUAACCUAUCGCAUAUUGCCGGAUACAGCAGAUGCAGAGGCCUUUGCUAUAGAUGCGCACACAGGACUCAUUACCACACGCCAGCAACUGGAUCGUGAAACCAAAAGCAUGUACAAAGUCUUGCUGGAAAUCAGCGACAAUGGACAACCCAAGCAAACGUUGACUAGAGUACUAAAGAUUGAAGUGCUGGAUGUGGAUGAUCAUGUGCCGCGCUUUGUGCGCGAAAUUGACGCUGGACCGUUGUCGCUUACAGUUUGGGAAGCCAAACCCGCUGGCACUAUAGUGGGCAACUUUAGCGCUGUGGAUGAGGACGCAGGCGAAAAUGCUGCCAUCGAUUAUGUUAUCAUCGAAGGCAACAAUGAGCAGCUGUUUAGCAUCGAACGUGAUAACAAUAGCGUUGCUAUACUUAAGACUACAGCGCCCAUUGAUCGCGAGCUGGUGGAGUCCUUUACGCUCACUGUCAAGUGUUUGAAGCUGGGCGAGCCUGCUUACAAAUUUGUAGGCGACAGCUAUGAGCGUCAGGAUGCUUCACAGCUGCGCAUUAGCAUUAGCAUACUCGACAUUGAUGACAAUUUGCCGCAGUUUGCGCAGCCCGACGCUACAGUGGGCAUACGCAUUAAUGUACCCAUAGACACAGUCAUUACUACGCUGCAUGCCACAGAUUUGGAUGCAGAGGCAGCGCCCAUUGCACUCACUGUUGAGAAUGUUACAUUCGUGCCACAGUUUUAUAAGCGCAGCAAAGCACUUGCCACAGGCAACUUGCAGCGUCUGUUUACGCUCAACAAUCGCACUGGCGAGCUACGCACAGGCGGCUCCUUUGCUGACUAUGUCGAUGGCUACUUCUUGAUGCGCGUGUGCGCCAACAACUCCCAACAGCUCAAGCGUCAAAGCUAUACGCACAUCAAAAUCUUUGUCAUACGCGACAAGUCGCUGCUGAAAUUUAUUUUCGCACGUCCACCCAAUGAAAUUCAGCAUAAUAUUUUGCCUUUCCAGCAGCAGCUGCAGGCCAAGCUGAAGCCGCUGGGCCUGGAGCUGCAUGUGCUGGACACUCAGGUGUUUACACGCGCCGACAUGAGCUUGGACUUCACUGCCACAAGCAGCUGCUUUCAAAUGUUUAGAAACGGCAAUGCGCUGUCGCUGAGCGAAAUGCAAAGAUUAAUGAACUCGCAGCAGCUGCGACAAGAGCUGCUCGAUAUCUAUGCCAUGUAUGGAGUGAGCGAUUUGGAGUCCUGCUCAGUGCGCCGCACACACACAGCGGCGCUCUUUGGCAAUCUGCUGAUGUCUGCAGGCGCUUGGCUGGUUAUACUAGCCGCCCUCAUAGGCGUGGCAGCGUUGAUCUCGCUCUGCACUGCCUGUUGCCUUAAGAAAAAAUUCAAGCGCCAAAGCAAACGCAGCUUGCAGGCUAGUCUGCGCACGCCCACUGAGCAUACGCCCACUUCCUAUAGCUAUUCGAUGCCCGCUGUGCUUUACUCGGAGCCCAUCUAUGGACCAUUGUAGCGGCAACUGAUAAUCUGCACAGCCAGACAGCCGCGCUGCUUGCAAUACUAACUAGUAAAUUAUUAAGUUAAAGACUUAAGCCCUCGCUGCAUCUGCUGGUGCUUAAAACGAGAUUCACCUGUACAGAUGCAUUGCGGGGCUUUGCAGUAGCGACAGUCGUAAACUCAGAAAAUAGUUUCAGUAUAUUUGCAUAACUUGC
Drosophila busckii is the source of this 5707-nucleotide messenger RNA. RefSeq names its product cadherin-23 (gene Cad74A). Gene Ontology annotation, molecular function: cadherin binding; calcium ion binding. Gene Ontology annotation, cellular component: catenin complex; plasma membrane. Lineage: Eukaryota; Metazoa; Arthropoda; Insecta; Diptera; Drosophilidae. The coding region runs from base 40 to 5508 and encodes 1822 amino acids. Gene Ontology annotation, biological process: homophilic cell-cell adhesion. The record is from RefSeq and is a predicted model, not a curated record. The transcript has 8 exons.